AUGGGGUACAAGAUUACCAACAUCUAUGUCAUCACCACGGUGGCCGUCAUCGGCGGUGCACUGUUUGGUUUUGACAUCGCCUCCAUGUCUGCUAUUCUGGGCACCCAACAGUACAAGUGCUUCUUCAACCAAACCGGAGUCAACGAGAAAGGAGAAUGCGGUGGCCCUACCUCCGCCAACCAGGGUGGUAUCUCAGCAGCCAUGCCCGGUGGCUCCUGGGUUGGAGCUCUCUUGUCAGGAUUUGUAACUGACUGGAUGGGCCGUCGGGGUGCCAUCCAGUCCGGAUCUGUCAUUUGGUGCAUUGGAAGUGCCAUCGUGUGCGCCUCCUACGGUAUUGCCCAGCUCGUCGUGGGCCGUUUCAUCAACGGCCUCUCGGUCGGAAUCCUCAGUGCCCAGGUCCCCGUAUACGUUGCCGAGCUCGCGCAACCGAGUAAGCGUGGCCAGGUCGUUGGUGCCCAGCAGUGGGCAAUUACAUGGGGUAUUUUGAUCAUGUUCUACGUUUCAUACGGCUGCAGCUUUAUGGAGGGCGUCAAGGCCUGGCGUACCCCAUGGGGUCUGCAGAUGGUCCCCGCUGCCCUUCUCUUUGCCCUGACAUUCCUUCUGCCGGAAAGUCCGCGUUGGUUAGCCAAGAAAGAUCGCUGGGAGGAGGCACAUGAGGUUCUGGCCUCGGUCCAUGCCAAGGGUGAUCAUAACGCACCCUUCGUGCAGACUGAAUUGCAAGAAAUCCGCGAAAUGGUGGAGUUCGAGCGCCAGAACAAGGAUGCCUCGUACCUGGACUUGUUCAAGGGACCCAUGCUCUACCGCACUCAUCUCGGCAUGUUCACCCAGAUCUGGUCGCAGCUCACAGGCAUGAACGUGAUGAUGCUGUACAUUACCUACGUGUUCGGCAUGGCCGGACUAAGUGGAAACGCCAACCUCGUCGCCUCGUCAAUUCAAUACGUGAUCAACGUGGUCAUGACGAUCCUAGCCCUCCUCUUCAUCGAUCGCUGGGGCCGUCGCACUCCACUCCUGAUCGGGUCCACUCUCAUGAUGAUCUUCAUGUUCGCCAAUGGUGGAAUCAUGGCAACUCACGGCAAGCCCGCUCCCCCUGGCGGCCUGAACAACACCCCCGAGCAAUCGUGGGAUCUUUCCGAAGCCCCCAAGGCAGCCAAAGGAGUCAUUGCUUGCACCUAUCUUUUCGUUGCCAGUUACGCCCCUACCUGGGGUCCCGUUAGCUGGAUUUAUCCUCCUGAGCUUUACCCCCUCCGCCUGCGUGGUAAGGCUGUCGCUCUUUCGACCUCAUCGAACUGGAUCUUCAACUUUGCUUUAUCUUACUUUGUUCCUCCCGCUUUUGAAAAUAUCCAAUGGAGGGUCUAUCUCGUCUUCGGCGUGUUCUGUUUUGCAAUGACCGUUCACGUCUUCUUUGCCUUCCCCGAGACAGCCGGAAAGACACUCGAAGAGGUUGAAACAAUGUUCACCACACCUGGUCUAAGACCGUGGAAGACAACUGUGCAAUUCCAACACGUGCGAAAGCUCGAGCAGGGAGAAAUCCAGACAGACAAGCUUGGAGCCGUGCAUGCAGAGGAGGGGAACGUUGUUCCCAAGUCUGGCGAGAAAGAGACUGUCUGA
Penicillium olsonii is the source of this 1608-nucleotide messenger RNA. NCBI's taxonomy places the organism in Eukaryota, Fungi, Ascomycota, Eurotiomycetes, Eurotiales, Aspergillaceae. The record is from the annotation of a GenBank genome assembly.